UCGGUGGUGAGUUGGUUUGCUCUCGUGGUAGAUAGCGGCACUGAUUAUUGACUGUGUGAUGACGCCUUCGGCAGGGUCCUGAUGGCCAGUGCCUGAAAAAUCAGUUCGAUAGUGACACUGAUUCCUGCUGGACGCUCGUCGAUCUCCGCGAGGAAGUUCACUUACGGUUCUUUUCAGGUGAACCACCGACCUCACUCCAACUUCUCGAGUUCCAGAACGGUCAGCAAAAGCAACAUUGUGACUCAUAGAAACACACGCGAAGAAACCCAAAGACACCACCUCCAAAUAUAUUUGUUUUAAAAUAUAUCUUUCGAGCGAACGAUAUCGAAUCCUCAGUGAGAUAGUGCUACACAGAGACUGGUUAACAUUGUCGUCAGUGGAACAUCACUCAUUAGUAUUUGUGUGACAAUCAUCGCCUUCUUUGGAACCAUUUGCGACCCGAUGUGCACUUGAACAGUCUUCAUGCACCUCUUGUCCGCCCCCAACCUUGACCAUCCUCAUUUUAAAAUGUCGACUGCGAUGGAGGAACGCUUAAGUCAUGGCAUCUCAUCCGGGACGUUCCCCGGGUCCAACCAUCGGACGGACUUCAACCCGCCUUACCAUUUUCCGCCUUUCCCUCAACAGACUCCGCCCGAGGUGUUUGGCACCCAAUCGCCACACCUCUCGGCCGGCGAUCCCUAUAGUCUAAAUAAUUCAUUACAUUUUCAAACCUCACAAGCUAAUAUGCACGCAGCUUUCUCGUACGAUCGGAGAGCCACAGAUCAUUAUACUCGUCUACCUUUGGAAACCCAUGAAAACAUCACAGUCAACAACAAUGAACAUCCUGUGGAAGGCGAGACAGCCUUUAUACCCGGAGAGCCUUCCUUCCAAAUCAAAAGGGAAAAUGGUAUCCGCACCCGAGAUCCCAACAUCAAAGAUGGCAGCGGUCUCAUGACCAGUCCAGCCGACGUGUUCUGUUCAGUCCCCGGACGCCUUUCCCUCCUGAGUUCCACUUCCAAAUACAAGGUGACUGUGGCCGAGGUCCAACGGCGGUUGUCGCCACCAGAAUGCCUGAACGCGUCUCUCUUGGGCGGAGUCUUGCGGCGGGCCAAGUCAAAAGAUGGCGGACGCAACCUUCGCGACAAACUCGACAAAAUCGGUCUCGCUCUGCCCGCCGGCCGACGAAAGGCCGCCAAUGUGACUCUUCUGACAUCUUUAGUUGAAGGUGAAGCCAUCCAUUUAGCCCGUGAUUUCGGUUAUGUGUGUGAAACCGAAUUUCCCGCUCGACAAGUGUCCGAGUUCCUCUGUCGACAGAGUAGUUCAGAUCCCAGCGAUAUGUAUCGACGGAGAGAACUUGUAAUGGCUGCCAAAGUGAUCACCAAGGAGCUCAUGGACCUCCUGAACCAAGACCGUUCUCCACUGUGCAACACCCGGCCUCAACAAAUCCUGGAUCCCGGGAUUCAACGCCAUCUCACUCAUUUUUCACUCAUCACUCACGGGUUCGGCUCGCCAGCCAUCGUGGCUGCCCUCACAGCCAUUCAGAAUUACCUGAACGAGAGUCUCAAGUAUAUGGAUAAGGCCUACCCCAACGGAUCUUCCGGUCUGCAUGCUUCCACCCCGCCGUCCUCCUCCACGGCAGCCUCUCCCCAUUCGUCGUCCCUUAUGCAAGACACCAAGCCCAUCUACAUUGAUACCAAGGCCUUACUAGGUCAUCACAUGUCCAUGUCCGACAAGAAAUGACGCCAGAGAUAGGGUGGUCGGAAAUAUUGACCAAUCACACGGUCACACAACCUUUCUCUUUCGCCCCAAGAAAAGCUUCGGUCGAUUGCCUCCCUAGGUCUUAGGGAGGGCCUGGAAUGUCAACAGUAUUUAAUUUCAAUCCCGAAAAAGACACCCUCGCCCGAUGUAGAGCCCAAGGAUUCAAAAACUUUGCUCUCCCAUCCACUAAACGACAAAGCAAGGUUUCAACAUUAGGGGUUUAUCGAGUCCAUCCGGUCUUGAGCCUUCGGCCCCAACCUCUGGUCCCCAUCUGUCUCUUUAUCCCUGUUAAAACCGUAAAAUCCGUUCCAAUGCCUCCUUCACUUUUGCUUCCCCCCGAUUUCUUCUUCCUUCGUUCCUUCGAAUCUACUCCAUCCAAUCUGAGUCUGUGAUUUUUUCAUCUUGCCACAUGUCUAUGAUGUUACGAAUAAUAUAACCCCGAAUGAAAUAUUUUCUCUUUCUGGAGCCUCGUAGAAUACUUAGUCAAACCACUCCCACCCCGCCGCCUCCCACCCCUUUUGUGCAAUUUGCGUCCAGAAUAUCACAACCCCGACUUCACUUCAGGCAGCAAAACACAUUGUGAGACAAAAAGUGCCAAAAAUCGUUAUGUCCUUGGGUCAACAUGUCUCCACGGACCUUUGGAAUACUGAAGCAGGACAGUUGCGGAAAAGCGUGCAAUACGUUACGAAAAACACAUUGAUUCCGGCGCAAAUUUCCUGACAUUGUUGUUGUUGUUGUUAUAAUAAUAAUGUUUUUUCUUCUCUUUCUUCCCUUGUCCUCUGGGGGCCCUUGCUCUGAUUUUUGAUGUAUUUUCGUGCCCACUCUUUAAAAAGCCCAACACCGUCACUUACUUCUCAUAUACGUAGUAUGUUUUGGAUCCACCCAAGAAGAGCCUUGCCUCGGUCACUACCAACCUUCAUCGCAAUUGUUAUUGUCCAAUUCUAUCAUAUCUUCACCAUAAACAUAAACAUAAACAUCAUCAUCAUCAUCUUCAUCAUAUUCCAUGUUUAGGUAAUUUUUUCCAUCAGACUAUUUUUCACUGUAAAAUAAACACCUUGGUAUGACCACGCCAA
This is a messenger RNA of Tigriopus californicus, 2810 nucleotides long. RefSeq names its product transcription factor AP-2-epsilon-like. Gene Ontology annotation, molecular function: DNA-binding transcription factor activity, RNA polymerase II-specific; RNA polymerase II transcription regulatory region sequence-specific DNA binding. NCBI's taxonomy places the organism in Eukaryota, Metazoa, Arthropoda, Copepoda, Harpacticoida, Harpacticidae. Gene Ontology annotation, biological process: anatomical structure development; regulation of transcription by RNA polymerase II; regulation of cell population proliferation. The coding region runs from base 463 to 1719 and encodes 418 amino acids. The record is from RefSeq and is a predicted model, not a curated record. The transcript is spliced from 9 exons. Gene Ontology annotation, cellular component: nucleus.